GUGUGGGGGGAGGCACGAGCCGGGGCGAUGUCGGCGGGCGGCGCCGUCCUGCGUGGGGCGUCACCCGCGCGGCCGCCGGCGGUAACGCGGGGCGGCCACGAGCUGGGGCCGCGCUAGCCCUGCGUGACGUGGUUGUGUCGGGCAGCGCCGCGGGCCGCCCCGCCCCGCCCCGCCCCGCCGCCGGGAAGUUGAAACGACCGGCGAUUACCGGCGCCCGUGCCCCGCCUUGGGCCCGGUGUCUCACAGAGACAAAAAGUACUUCUGGGGCCUCCUCGUCUCCCUGCUGCUGCUGCUGCGAAGUGCUGGGAAGCGCCCUAGAGCAGAUCAUGCAGCAAAAGAGCCCGUGGAGGAUACAGAUCCAAGCACUCUUUCCCUAACGAUGACUGAAAAAUAUCCUGUCCAAGACACAGGAUUACCUAAAGAUGAGGAGUACCUAACAGAUCAAGUUACGUUGGAAAUUGCGUCUGUGAACAUAAAGACCCUUACGUCAGAUUCUGGCCUAAUCCAACAGCCAGAAGACAAAGACACGCAAAACCAUACUGAUGAAUCACUUUCAGAUCUCAAGAAAACCUGCAAGGAAAAUGGCACCUGCUCCUUGUGCUUAUUCCGUGCACCAACCAUCAGUGAUAUGCUCAAUGAUGAGGACUUGUUGUACACAGUGAGGCUAAAGCUGGAUCCCUGCCACCCAACAGUGAAAAACUGGAGAAAUUUAGCAAGCAAGUGGGGGAUGACUUACGAUGAAUUGUGUUUCCUUGAGCAGAAGCCCCAAAGUCCCACCUUGGAAUUCUUGCUACGGAAUAGUGACCGGACUGUGGAGCAGCUGAUUGAUCUCUGUAAAUUUUAUAAGAGAAUCGAUGUUGUGAAAGUGCUGCUGAAAUGGGUGGAGGAGGAAUGGCCCAAGAGAGGGAACAGAACUUACCAGAAUGACUUGUAGGUGAAAGUAAGUUGUUAGUCCAUAUGUGUUAAACUCUGGGACUAGCUGCCACUAGUACAUGGGAAGUUUCCCUUGCAAGAGAGAGAGCCUGUACUGACGGUUUGUAUACUCUGUAAGCUUUAUGUACUGUAUACACAUAUAUGUAUGUUCUGUGCCCUCAGGGUUGCAACAAUAACCUUCCAAAAGUGGAUGGAAAGACGCAGAUUGUGUUCUUGAGUCUAUAAAUGCCUUCAGUUUCUUUGCUGCUGCUCAUGGGCUUCCUAAGCAGAAGAGGCACAAAAAAGCCAGACCGCUGGUUUUACUGCAGCAGUUGUGAACCAUGCCAGUGGUGUGCUGUUGCUCUUGGGAAAGCCACAAUUAGAAGGCAAGUCUCUUAUCCUUUCUGGCAGCCCUUACACAGUUUUAUAUGUUCUACCUGGUAGAAGGUGAGGAUUAGGUGUUAUUUUUUUCUUCCCUGCCCCCCCCCUUUUUUUUUUUUUUUUUUUUAAGCAUUUAACACUGGUUUUGGCACAGGAACGCCUCAGUGUUGCAAGCAGCAGUUUGGAUUUUCAUGUUACAAUUAAUUCAAUGUUUCAGCAUCACAUUGAGGCAAAUUAAGCUUCAAAUCUCUUUUAUAAACAAGAAUAGAUGUUAAACAAAAUUAUUUUCAUACUAUUAUGUCAUAGGGCAUAUAUUUAGUAUAGAAGAAAUCAUGCAAUUCAGAGGGACUUUCCAGCCCAUAACCACUAAGGACCAAAAAAACCAAUGAAAAUGCUUUAUACUUAAAAUUACUUUCCAAAGUUUUUAAGACAGUGUAUACUCUGAGUGCACUUAUCUGUUUAUCUCAGAUGCGUCUUUCUUUGCAGUGUGAGGUGAUGGCUAAUGCCUCACCCACAAUAUAUCCUUAGUAUUGAGUAUAACUUCCCUUUUCACAGGCUGUGGUUUUCUUUACAGUCAUGUGGGUUGACCUGCUUUGUGUCACACACCAAAGUAGUUGCACACCUGUGUGAAACUAGCACAAGUUUAUGUAUUGAUUAAAACCACUCUAAUGGGAGAUGAUUUAAUCUACAGUCCAGGUGGGUGGUUAUUGAAGCACUUAUGGUUGUUUAGACUGGUGUUUCUCAAAGAAUUUUGAUACUCUGAAUUACACUGUUUACACUUUAAGUAUUUUAGAAAUUGAUCUUUUUUCUACCAUUCUUCUGUGUUACAAUGUUUUAAAAAAACUCCUGAAAAAUCAGUUAUACAAUAUGAUGUAUAAAGUACUUAUAGCAAUAAUACCACACACAAAGACAUUGUAACUUAAAAAUACUUCUGGUUGUUACCCUUCCUAAAAGCAUCUCAAACAAUACUAAUAUGUACAUAGGUGUAUAUACCAAAACACUGGUGAACAGUAUGUCAAGAUAUGGGGCAAAACUAGAAUGGGUUACAGCUUGAUGCACUGUUUAUUUUUCUCAAGUAGAAAUAUCUAAGAAUUAGUAGCAAAGCUGAGGUAAGUCUAAUGCUGUAUACUGCGUUUCUUACUGUAAGAGAAUGAAAAGGAACCUCUAGUAAUACUAUACUAUAGUGAUAUUGUUACAGAGGAGCUAGAAGUAAAGACUAACAUUUUCAAUGUCAGGCACUAGUGACUGGAAGACUGGAAUUUUUAAUAACUUUUUUUUUUUUUUUUUUUAAAAAACCCAAACAUUCCUUAAAAAAGCUGCUACUCCUUAGACCAGUAAGUUUUCUAGCCAUGUUUUAGAGAGGAAAGAGUACUGCUGUAUCUUGUCAGGGCUACAGUUCAAAUGUUUAAUGUUGCUCUUCUAGAAACGGGUUUCUUGAUUUCUGUCAACUAACUUUUGCAAAAAAUCUGUCUUUAGUUAGGAGCUCUAGAAUCAGCUCUGGGGACUACUGUUGUGGCUGGGCUGCCUGCUAUUUUCAGUUCUUACAGAGGCAUCUGUUGCAUACGUACAAAUAGGUCAUUAUGCAGCUUGUCCAACAUAAUCCCCAUACCUUGGUCCUACUGUAUGCAUGAUUUAGGAUCAUGUGUGUCUGUGUGUUAAGUUGUUGUUCUGAGUGAUGAGUGCUGGCAUGUAUGUCAACAGCUUUUGUCUUCCAUAACAUACCACAGCUGUAGGUGUGUGGUAUUUUAGUAUGGUCUGCUUUGAUAGAUCCAGUCCAGCAAGGAGCUGGAGCCCUCACCAAAGACUCACAAUGGGAAUAUGAAAUGAUUCAGCAGCAGCAUUUCUGAAUCAAGAUGUUCAACUGAAAUCUACCCCUUUUCCUCUUUUCUGACUAAAACUUAUAAAAUUUUGAAGAAACACUGUUGUCUUGUGGAAGUGAGUUCUGAUCCCUUGAAGAUCUUAAAAAGUCAAUGUCAGCUGCAAGGAUUCAUGUCUGAUGGAAAUAAAGCUGCUUCUGAGUUCAUUGAUGGAUUCUGUAUAAACUCAGCACUGAAGGUUGAAAAUGUUGGCCUUAAACUUCAUCACACACUGGAUUACUUAUUAGUAUACUUGAAAUAUUUUUUUUUCCUUUUUGUAUGGCAUGAAUUGAGAUGUAUACACUUUUUCUAGUUUUGUAUCUGUUUAUAAGAUAUUGGGUCCGAGUGUUCGGUUUAUUCUUCUAUCUUCUGUUAUAAUGUAUACUCUUUUUAGAAGAAAUACAGAUUGUCAGUGUUUGA
This is a messenger RNA of Tyto alba (common barn owl), 3569 nucleotides long. RefSeq names its product EDAR associated death domain (gene EDARADD). The transcript is spliced from 6 exons. Gene Ontology annotation, biological process: signal transduction. The coding region runs from base 380 to 934 and encodes 184 amino acids. Lineage: Eukaryota; Metazoa; Chordata; Aves; Strigiformes; Tytonidae. Gene Ontology annotation, molecular function: protein binding. The record is from RefSeq and is a predicted model, not a curated record.